CGGCCAUGCCGACAUGUUCUCUCUCAGACAGCUCAAUCUUGAAAAAAACAAGAAACCUAGGGGAAGGAGAAACCACAGAGGAGGUUUUUGACCCCCAUUUAUUAUUUUUGGCUGACUCAUUCUUCUUAUCUCCCAACAAAUUUUCGUUGAUUUGUCUUAUGUCUUCAUUUUCAAUAUGGAAUUUAUACAAACUAAAACUUUAAUUCUUAAGUUUUCUCCCUCACAAUCUAAAAAUGUCUUUCUCCUCCCAAUUUGCAGCAAUGCUGUGAGGAUCAAAAGAGAUAUAUAGAGAUCAAGAAAAGAUGGCGGCAGGAGGAGAAGAGAAGAUAUUGGUGUCGGUGAGGGUUAGGCCGCUAAACGAGAAAGAGGAGACGAGGAACGAUAGAUGUGAUUGGGAAUGCAUCAACGACACCACAAUCAUCUGCAAAUUCCAUAAUCUGCCUGAUAAGUCUUCCUAUACAUUUGACAAAGUGUUUGGAUUCGAAUGCCCCACGAAGCAAGUUUAUGAUGAUGGAGCCAAAGAGGUUGCACUUUGUGUCCUCUCUGGAAUUAACUCGAGCAUCUUCGCGUAUGGACAGACAAGUAGUGGGAAAACGUACACGAUGAGUGGAAUCACUGAAUAUGCUAUGGAUGAUAUAUUUGCUUACAUUGAUAAGCAUAAACAAGAAAGAAAAUUCACACUAAAGUUCUCGGCGAUGGAGAUAUACAAUGAAGCUGUGAGGGAUCUCCUUUGUGAAGAUAGUAACACUCCACUUAGGCUCUUAGAUGAUCCUGAGAGAGGAACGGUCGUUGAGAAACUUAGAGAGGAGACUCUCACAGACAGAAACCAUCUAGAGGAACUCCUUGAUAUAUGCGAAACUCAGAGGAAGAUUGGAGAGACGUCUUUAAAUGAGGCUAGCUCCAGAUCUCAUCAGAUUCUCCGACUGACAAUUGAAAACUCGAAUAGAGAAUUUUCUCCAGAGAGCUCAGCGACUCUUGCAGCAUCAGUGUGCUUUAUUGAUCUAGCAGGAAGUGAACGUGCUUCUCAGACAUUAUCAGCUGGUUCAAGACUCAAAGAAGGCUGUCACAUUAAUCGGAGUUUGCUUACUCUCGGAACUGUCAUCCGAAAACUAAGCAAAGGGAAAAAUGGGNAAAAUGGACACAUACCGUAUCGAGACUCAAAGCUAACACGUAUACUUCAGAACUCACUGGGGGGAAACGCAAGAACAGCUAUCAUCUGUACAAUGAGCCCUGCUCGUAGUCAUCUCGAACAAUCAAGAAACACACUUCUCUUUGCAAGCUGUGCUAAAGAGGUGACCACAAAUGCUCAAGUCAAUAUGGUUGUAUCUGAGAAAGCCUUGGUGAAGCAACUGCAGCGGGAACUGGCGAGAAUGGAGAAUGAGUUGAAGAAUCUUGGACCUGCUUCUUCUUCUUCAACCUCAGAGUUCUACACAUUAAUGCUCAAGGAGAAAGAAGAGUUGAUUGCAAAGAUGGAGGAACAGAUCCAGGAACUUAAAUGGCAACGAGAUGUAGCUCAAUCUAGGGUAGAGAAUUUGCUUAAAUCAACAGCGGAAGAGAGCUCAUCUUUAAGUUCAAUGGAUAACAGCAGAAGAAGAAGAAGCAGCUACGAUUCCACAGAUUUUGAUGAGCCUCGUAUGCUAAAUAACUUGGGGAAGAGUAACCUUUACUCUCCUGAUGAGGAUGGUUUCCUUCUAGAUGAUAAUACCCCUCAAUUUCCCGAGCACGAUAUACAUGAUAAGUGGGAGGUGAUGGCUCAAAGCACCACCCAAGAACCAGAAGAUGCUUGCAAAGAGGUUAGAUGCAUUGAAGUGAACAAUGGAGAAGCAGAAAGAGUUCAAAUCCAAGACUCAGUAGGCGACAUUGUUGAAAAGAAAGAAUAUGAGCAGCAAAACCACAAAUCUUUUAUACCCGAUGAGUCCGAAAAGGAAGAUGCUGAUUCAUCUUUAAAAACAAUAGAUACGGAGUUGAGUUUAUAUGGUAAACUUGAAGCUGAAGAUGAGCUAGUAAUAAAGAAGCUAUUAGAAGACGUCCAAGAGACUGAGCAGUCUCUGGAAAAACAAAAGCAAUCUUCGAAGAACGAAGACAUGAAACAGUAUUCUUCUAGGGAUGAUAAGUCAGAGCAAGUCACGCAAUCACCCCUUGAGGAAGAGCAAUGUGUACAAGUCUAUGAAGGCUUUGAAGAACUUGAAGCCAAAGAUGAGCUAGUAAUAAAGAAGCUACUAGAAGGCGUCGAAGAGACUGAGCAGUCUUUGGAGAAACAAAAGCAAUCUUCGAAGAAAGAAGACAUGGAACAGUAUUCUUCUAGGGAUGAGAAGUCAGAGCAAGUCACAAAAUCACCCCCUGGGGAAGAGCAAUGUGUACAAGUCUCUGAAGGCUCUACAGAACUUGAAGCCAAAGAUGAGCUAACUAUAAACAUGUUAGAAGAAUCCCAAGAGACCGAACAACCUGUGGAGAAGGAAGACCACAAAUUUAGUUGGACUUCAGAGAAGGAAGAGAGAGAACAUAAUUUAUCAGUGGAUCAGUCAGAGCAAUUAAAUAAAUCACCCUCUAAGGAAGAGAAAUGCGUAGAAGUGUAUGGAGACUCUGAUAAAGAUGAUAACACAUAUGAGGCUCUGAAGAAAAAAGUGAAGGAAAUGCAGAAGACAAUUGAAUACUUUAUGAGUAUGCAAGCAGAAGAGAAACAAUCUCCUUCUUUCAAUACGAUAGAUGAGAAUAUGAGUCCAGGAGAUCACUUCAAGAUGAGAAGAAGUCGAAGCUGCAGAGAAAGUCUCUUGUUUACAAAGGCAUAUGCUGCUGCUGCUGCUAGUGGAGGCUUCAUAUUCAAGGCCUCUACCCCAUCCUUUGAUUCAGAGUCCCCUAUCUCAGUGGACGCAGAGAGCAUUAAAGAUUCCGAUACAGAUACUUGUAGAAGUAGCUUCCAUGAAUUUAUGGCAGGACUUAAAGAAAGAGCACUGCAGCACAAUUCCACGCAUGAGCUGAAUCAUAGUGAUACUGAGACAAAGACGAUGAAACCAGAAAACACAGAUGAUGGUGACAAGAAAUCAGAAUUCGAGAGACAACAAAGCCAAAUAGUAGAGCUUUGGGAAGUAUGUAAUGUACCAUUGGUUCACAGAACCUACUUUUUCUUGCUCUUCAAAGGCGAUCCAUCCGACUUUGUUUACAUGGAAGUCGAACUCAGAAGGCUAUCUUUUCUAAAAGACUCGUCUGAGAUAUCGAGGAAACAAGCUGCCAAAGCACUAACACGCGAGAGAGAAUGGUUAGCUAAGCAAAUACCAAACAAAUUCGGAAGAAAGCAAAAAGAAGAAGUUUAUAAGAAAUGGGGUGUUGAGUUGAGCUCAAAACGUAGAAGCCUGCAAGUAACUCACAAACUAUGGAUCAACACUAAAGACAUAGAUCACUGCAAAGAGAGUGCUUCUCUUAUAGCUACAUUGCUUGGAUUCGUUGACUCAACACUAACACCAAAAGAAACGUUUGGCCUCAACUUCUCACCUACAACACUCAACAUCAAACCUUCCUCUGGCUGGAGAUUUUCAAACUCUUUCUCUCGUAUUAGCUUCACCGGAUGAUAACAAAAACCAGAAUUUAACUACAAAAAUCAAUUCUUUGUGUGUAUAAUAACAGUUUUAAGUGAAGUUGUGAAAGAUGUGUAUGUAUGUGAUUGGAAUC
Molecule: messenger RNA, 3666 nt
Organism: Camelina sativa (false flax)
Lineage: Eukaryota; Viridiplantae; Streptophyta; Magnoliopsida; Brassicales; Brassicaceae
Product: kinesin-like protein KIN-7I
Biological process (GO): microtubule-based movement
Molecular function (GO): ATP binding; microtubule binding; microtubule motor activity
Source: RefSeq, a predicted model, not a curated record